CCCCGCCCCGCGCCCGUCCCCUCUCCUCUCUUCUCUCCGCUCCACCCACUCCCGCUCUGCUCCCACCGAUCUGCCAUCUCGCCCGGCCCCGCCCCGCCCCGCCUGCUCUAGGGAUUUGGGACGGAGAUCCGCCGGAGAUUGAGGACAGGGACGGAGCCGUCGGGGCCGGGGAGCGGCGGCGGCGAGGCGCCGGAGGGAUGGACGGACACGGCGGCGGCGCGGGCGCCGGCAAGCUGACGCGCACGCCCUCCUCGCUCCUGCGCUCCCCCACGGUGCGGAACUGCUCCUCGUUCCAGGCCGUGGUGGUGGAGGACCCGGAGCCCGACGACAAGAAGGCCCAGGCGCACCCCAAGGCCCCGCCCCACCACUUCCACCCCGGCGCCGGCCCCGCCCACCCGCUCCUCGUCCUCGCGCUCCCGCUCGCCUUCCUGCUCAUCCUCCUCCUGCUCCGCGGCGGGGACGCCCACCACCUCGCCCUCCUCGCCGCCUCCGCCGCCGCCGCGCUCGCCGCCGCGGCCGGGGCCGCGCGCCUGCUCCGCGCCCGCCUCCGCCUGCGCCGCUCGCCCGGCUCCGGCUCCGUGCAGUGGUUUAUCGGCGACGACGACGACAAGCCCCAGAAGCGGGCGGACAAGGCCGCCGCCGCCGCGCACGGCCGCGUCGUGCGCGAGGGCGUCGAGUUCUACAGCAAUGGGGACUGCUACGAGGGCGAGUUCCACAAGGGCCGCUGCAACGGCAGCGGCGUCUACAACUUCUUCGGCAAGGGCAAGUACGAGGGCGACUGGGUCGACGGCAAGUACGACGGCUACGGCAUCGAGAGCUGGGCGCGCGGCAGCCGCUACCGCGGCCAGUACCGCCAGGGCCUCCGCCACGGCCACGGCGUCUACCGCUUCUACAGCGGCGACUGCUACGCCGGCGAGUGGGCCGGCGGCCAGAGCCACGGCAUCGGCGCGCAGACCUGCUCCGACGGCAGCUCCUACGUCGGGGAAUUCAAGUGCGGCGUCAAGCACGGCCUCGGGAGCUACCAUUUCAGAAAUGGCGAUCGAUACGCCGGUGAGUACUUUGGGGACAAGAUCCACGGGUUCGGUGUCUACAGCUUCGCCAAUGGCCAUUGCUACGAAGGCUCCUGGCACGAAGGCAAGAAGCAGGGAUUCGGGAUGUACACGUUCCGGAAUGGCGACAAGCGAUCGGGGGACUGGGAUUCUGGGACUCUCAAGACUCCCUUGCCCCCGUCUGACCCUGCUGUUCAGCGUGCAGUACAGGCUGCUCAGCGGGCCGCCGAGAACGCCUUUCGCCUGCCCAGAGUCGACGAGCAAGUCCAUAAGGCGGUCAUGGCCGCGAACAGGGCCGCCACGGCUGCUCGUGUGGCGGCGAUCAAGGCUGUCCAGAACAGGAUGGAUGGCAAAUUUUGCGAUACCUAUGUGUGAAUUGUUGUGCGGAAGACCAUGGAUGGUUUUUUCUUUCGGUUUUUCCUUCUAACUGUACAUUAGGGUAGCGAAGGACAAUAACUAAUCAGUGAGGUCCAGACGACCGGGGCAGCACAACCGCUAGCUCCGAGUCAGGGUUCAGCAACGGGAGCUGACGAAGAGCGGAGCUGGCGAAUGGGGGCGAAUCCCAUUUGCGAGAAACGGCUCGGAUUCUGCGACGCCAUCGGCGGUCCCCUUCCUCCUCUCCUCCUUGCAAGCUGUAACUGUACAUAGAUCCAAGUGUAUCAAUGGAAGAGUGAGUUUUUCCAACGCCCUUUCGAGUU
Molecule: messenger RNA, 1747 nt
Organism: Panicum virgatum (switchgrass)
Lineage: Eukaryota; Viridiplantae; Streptophyta; Magnoliopsida; Poales; Poaceae
Product: radial spoke head 10 homolog B-like
Exons: 3
Coding region: 198-1424 (408 amino acids)
Source: RefSeq, a predicted model, not a curated record